UCCUCUGCCUGCAGCUCUCUGCUCCAGCCAGUAUAGUUCUUGCAGCCGUAGAAUACUCAGGGAUAGAGGAUAGAGGGGGGGAUAUGGCAGGGAUCAUGGGAGGAGGAGCUGGGGGCGGCGGGAUGGCGUCGUCGAGGGUGCCGACGUGGAGGGAGCGGGAGAACAACCGGCGCCGGGAGCGGCGCCGCCGCGCGAUCGCCGCCAAGAUCUUCUCCGGCCUCCGCUCCUACGGCAACUACACGCUCCCCAAGCACUGCGACAACAACGAGGUGCUCAAGGCGCUCUGCGACGAGGCCGGAUGGACCGUCGAGCCCGACGGCACCACCUAUCGCAAGGGUAGCAAGCCUCCAACAGCAGCAGAGCGGGCCGGUGAUCUGCUGGCCCAUUCGGGCUCCCCAAGCCCGUGCUCGUCCUACCAGGUGAGCCCACGGGCCUCGUCGUCCUCCUCCCACAUCACGCUCGGCGCCGGCUGCGGGGGCGGCUACUUCGGCGGGGGAGUCGAGGGCAGCUCCCUCAUCCCAUGGCUCAAGAACCUCUCCUCCUCCACCAGCAACAACAUCGCCUCCUCCUCCAAGUACCCGGGGGGAGCCCACCACCCCUACUUCAACGGCGGCUCCAUCAGCGCCCCGGUGACCCCGCCGUCGGGCUCUCCGCCGCGCACGCCCCGCUUCAAGCGCGGCUGGGGCGAGUACCCGGGCGCCCAGGUCCAGCCCCCAUGGGCCGGCGCCGGCUCCAGCGGCUACGGCUCCUACAACUACAACUACGCCUCCCUCCCCAACUCCACCCCGCCGAGCCCCCGCGGCCGCAAGAAGUUCAUCGCCCCUGACCCGGCCUGGCUCGCCGGGUUCCAGAUCUCCUCUGCCGGGCCGUCUUCCCCGACCUACAACCUCAUGGCUUCACAGAACCCCUUCGUGGCCGUCAGGGAGGCCGCGGCCGCCGCCACCGCCGGCUCUUCCAGGAUGUACACCCCGGGCCAGAGCGGGGCUUGCUCCCCGGUCGUCGGCGGCGCCGGGCUGGUGAUCCGUGGCGACACACACAUGGCUGACCGUGCGGCGGCGGAGGACUUCGCGUUCGGCAAUGGCGGCGGCGGUGGCAAUGGCCGGGUGCCGGGGCUGCUGAAGGCGUGGGAGGGCGAGCGCAUCCAUGAGGAGAGCGCCUCUGACGAGCUGGAGCUCACCCUCGGGAACUCGAGCACCCGCGCAGGUGCAAACCAGGCCUGAAUCUGAAUCUCAAUGAAUGGAUCAUCAACAGGGAAGAAGAGAUGGAAGCCAUCACUGAUAACUUCGUCGGAUUUUCUGUUUGGCCAUCCUGUUCCCGGGGUCUCUCAAACUUUACUCCAGUUUAUUUCAUUUAUGCAGAACUUAUCGUCAGCUUAAAUUGCCCUAUAUUUUUAUCUGUUAAUUCCUUUUUCUCCGUUUCUCUUCUCUUUUUUUUAGACAUCAAAAGAAAAUAUGCAUGGCCAGAUGUAUUCUGGAUCGUCAGACAGUUGAACUGAAAUGAGAAAGACAUGUUUAAUUAGCUUGCCUGUA
Brachypodium distachyon (stiff brome) is the source of this 1529-nucleotide messenger RNA. Its product is annotated as protein BZR1 homolog 3. Gene Ontology annotation, molecular function: DNA-binding transcription factor activity. Bases 84 to 1220 code for a protein of 378 amino acids. The transcript is spliced from 2 exons. Gene Ontology annotation, biological process: brassinosteroid mediated signaling pathway; DNA-templated transcription. The record is from RefSeq and is a predicted model, not a curated record. Lineage: Eukaryota; Viridiplantae; Streptophyta; Magnoliopsida; Poales; Poaceae.